AUGGCUGCGACGUACGUGGAAUGGCUGAAGAAUCGUAGGAAACGCGCGGCAACCACUGCAGCUCUAAAGACCAAGAUGCAGAAAGAGUUGCUCUCCGAGCUGUGGGAACGUAUGGCCGAGAAACAGGAGAGAGUUUUCGACGAGGCGAUCGCCAGACGAGUACUGGAUCAGUCCAGGUACGAGAAGCAGAUUAUGACGAAGCUGUGCGAGGUGCGCGAGCAGAAGAACGUCAUGGCGGAGAAUCAGAAGGUGGUGGAAGACAUAACGUUGGAGGCUAAAGAAGUGGAGCAUCGAGCGAGCUACGAGCGAGACAAAGACCUGGCUAGCAAGAGGGACAACGAUAUAGAGAUCGAGUGCGAGAGAAUGUGCGAAUUACGGAGGAGGCUGUUGAGUGAGAAGGUGAGAAAGGUACGCGAGAAGCACUGGAAAGUUUGUCGACGAGUGGUGGACGAUCUCGCGAGUAUCGCUCUGAACGUGGCGGAUCAUCGACGGGUGAACCGUGGCCACGUUCCCUUCACCCUCCUCAGCGAGUGGAAGACGCUUUUCCGUAGAUCUCGACCUAUCUUCGAGGAACAAAUACCGUACAGUCUGUGCCGACGUACGAGCAGCGACGAGCAGCAGGGCUCGCGGAGCAAGUUGGACGACGUCGAGGGGCUGCAAGAUGCCCUCUUGGCCGAUUAUCUCGAGACGAGUCCACCUUGGGACGCGUCCUUGCCGAUGCUCGGCGAAGACACGCAGGAAACGUUGACGUUAGGUCGCACGGUGCUCGGGUACGUCGUGCACCGCCUCUUGGAAGGGCUUUACGCUCGUCCGUUGGAUCGUUCUCGGUCGCUGUUGCAGAACUUCAAACACGUGGCGAUCGUUCUGGGCAUCGGAAAUCCCGAGGUGUACGAGACGAUUCGAGCGUUACUCGAGCAGACUGGCAUCCGCGCGAUACGAAUGGACGACGCGAUCAAUUAUUGCCUCGAGAGGUACAAGGAGGAGAUGUCGGACGUGGAGUACGUCGAUUUGAACAUCGUCGCGGCCACCGCGGAGAUCCUGAAGGAACUCGGGAACGGCGAGAAGGGAAUGGCCAAGUCCGCCAAGUUCGCGGACAAGAUCUCGGUCACGUCGUUGGACACGACGAUCAAGCGUAGCAGCAAGACGAGAUCGACGAGGUCGACGAGAUCGACGAGGCAAGAGUCGAAGACGGCGGACCAUCCGGGGAAAGGAACGCAAACUCCGAGAAACAUACCGUACGACGACUUGGAUCCCGUAUUGACCGACUCCGCGUACAUGGGUAAGUGGACUUACGAGUUCCUGAUGCUCGGCGAACCGAUCAGCAACGAACUCGCGACCAACAUUCUGAUCGAGUACUUGAAGAGCUCGACGAACGCGAAAGCCUGGGCUCUGAUCGAUUACCCGUGCACGUACGAGCAGAUGUCUCGGCUGGAGACAGCUUUGACGGGUUCCACUCCGCCCCCCGACCGAAGAGUGCUCGAUUUCGAGAACGUUAUCGUCGAGGACAUCGAACCUGUAUCGCCGAGGAUCGUUUUCGAGGACGAGUCUGAUCCGUACGCGUUGAACAGGCUGUCGAGAAUCGUGCCUGAUCCGAGAGCGGAGCCGAGCGAUCGCGUCGAUCCGAAUCGCACCUUCGCUACGCUUUUCGUCCGAGUCAAGCAGCAACCGAAAUACUUCGAGAUCGGGGACUUGACGUACGAAGCGGUAAGCAAGGACGCACCCUCGAUCGAUCAGUUUUACGCCUCGCGCAACAUCGCUCACAUUCUCUACUACUCCAGCCUCGAUUUGGCUACGUUGAAGAAGCUGGCGAGAUUCGUGAUAGGCGAUCCGUUGCAGCGGAGAUCCUCCAAUGAAUUAUUCGGCGACGCUUUGAAGAACUUUGAGAAAGAGACGAAGCGCGGUCCCAGCCUGAAGGAAGCGGUUAUCCGGCGACUCUUCACCGAACACCAGUUGGAACAGUUCCAAUUCGACGGGGAAGAGGAGGGGGAGACGGAGAUGGAAGAGGAGAGGCAGGACCUCGCUUCUGCCGAUUUCCAGCUGGAGUUGGAGUCGCGACCGGCAAAACCGGGCGAACCAACCUGGCAGUGGCUCGACCUUCCUCUCUCUUCCACGCUCGUCGACAAUUUGGCCAGCUUGUGGGAGAAUCUGGAAAGGGUAUACGUGGAAGAGCUGAAGGAGCUGCUGUUGCUCAAGAGCGUACAGGCGUCUAGCAUCGUUCCCUAUACGGAUUUCCUGACCAGGCACGCGGUCCAAUUUGUCGAAAGACCGGACGACAAGCAGAAUUUGUUGCACGAGUUUCACAAAGCGUUCAACGCGAUCGACGAGGACGCGAGAAAGGACGUGGACGUGAAAUGCGAGCUGCAUCGUCGCGUGGCCGAUCUUCAGGCCGAACUCUGGGAAAUGUGCGAUCGGAGGAAAAACGCAGCGGAGGAGGAGCGGAUUAGGUAUCUGAACGACCGAUGGACCGUCAUCGAGGCGGUGCUUCUCUACGACAUUUACGUUGGAAUUGUUCAAGUGGAGAUCGAUCGAUGCGUGGACACGAUACAGCUGCUGCAAAACUACUAUUUGGGCAUGUUGGAAAGACCGCUGCAACAAGUUGCUAUUCCCAAAGUCGUCCUGAACAGUAUCCGGGGAAACGAGGGGGCCCUGCACCGGGAACAAUCGUUGGAUACUCCGAAGGCUGGGGAAAAGUCGACCGAUCGAAAGAAGAAGGGAGGAUCGUCGAGAAUGUCCGCCUCUUCUCCUCCAGCCGCCGUUCAUCGCGAUCUCCUUGCGAAAGAAAUCGACGAGGUGUUGGUAGACAGAAAGAAGUCUCUGGGAGACGUCGAAGGGGUCAGCUUGUUGGGGGGAAUUGGCGAAAACGUUCGAUACGUGAAGGGCAUCGUAGACGCGUUAUCGGCGACUGCCAAGGAGGUGGUCAACAGGGAACGAGUUGCAGUCUUGAGAAUCAAAGAUUUCUCGACCGAGGUCGUCACCUCGAGAGGGCAGGAUCUGAUAUUGGAAUGGGAAUACGCGGUGAGUUACGAGAUCGAACGGAUUCGUCUGAAACUCGAUUCGAUAAUCGGCGUGGCUCGGGUGGACGUUGCUUUCUUGCUGGAAACUAUGCAGAGGACCUUCCAUGGGAUUUACGACUACAUCGUGGACAGGUUAAGCCCUCGAUCGAGACAAUUAGCCCGAUCGUUUACCGAGUCCGUUUGCACGUGCGCAGGUACUGGCGGGAGAUGA
Habropoda laboriosa is the source of this 3225-nucleotide messenger RNA. RefSeq names its product sperm flagellar protein 2-like. The transcript has 2 exons. Bases 1 to 3225 code for a protein of 1074 amino acids. NCBI's taxonomy places the organism in Eukaryota, Metazoa, Arthropoda, Insecta, Hymenoptera, Apidae. The record is from RefSeq and is a predicted model, not a curated record.